GUUUGUCAGCCACCAUGUAAACAUGGAGACUGUGUAGGUCCCAAUAAAUGCAAAUGUCACCCUGGUUACACCGGAAAGACCUGCAAUCAAGAUCUAAAUGAAUGUGGACUGAAGCCUCGACCCUGCAAAUACCGUUGUAUGAAUACAUAUGGAAGCUACAAGUGUUAUUGUCUGAAUGGAUACAUGCUCAUGCCUGAUGGAUCAUGUUCAAAUGCACAUACUUGCACUAUGGCAAAUUGCCAGUAUGGUUGUGAUGUAGUAAAAGGAGAGGUUCGCUGUCGAUGUCCAUCUCCAGGAUUGCAGCUUGGACAAGAUGGGCGAACAUGUGUAGAUGUUGAUGAGUGUGCAACAGGAAAAGCCGUAUGUCCUCGGUUUAGAAAAUGUGUCAAUACGUUUGGCAGCUAUAUCUGCAAGUGUUAUCCUGGAUAUGACUUAAUCCAUGCCCAUGGGAAGUACCAGUGCUUUGAUAUUGAUGAAUGCUAUACUGGGCAGUAUCAGUGCAGUAAUUAUGCAAGAUGCUACAACACACCAGGAUCGUACAAGUGCAAAUGUAAUGAAGGCUAUCGUGGAAAUGGAGCAGACUGUACACCCUCUAUUACAGCCAAGCCUUAUCCAAAGACAACUGCUAAAACUACAACCAGAUCACCACCAGUGACUAGGCCUGCGCCUAAUCCAGUGACAAGGCAGCCUCAAAAGCCAGUGACAAGGCCUCCUCAGCCAGUAACAAGGCCUCCUCAGCCAGUAACAAGGCCUCCUCAGCCAGCGACGAGGCCUCCUCAGCCAGCAACGAGACCUCCUCAGCCAGCAACGAGACCUCCGCAGCCAGCCAACAAGGCCUCCGCAGCCGCCAACAAGGCCUCCGCAGCCAUCAACAAGGCCUCCACAGCCGCCAACAAGGCCUCCCCAGGUUGUGACCAGACCACCUCAACCAGUGACCAGACCACCACAACCAGUAACAAGACCUCCACCAAAACCAACGACCACCACAGUCAUGUGUUUACAGUUCCACAUCAUGAAAACAACAUAUUUUACCAUUUUGAUGUUGAAAGAGGGCUGAGCGCAGAUGAGAAUGAAGAAAACGAUGAUCCAGGAGUAUUGAUCCACAGCUGCAAUUUUGACAAUGGACUAUGUGGCUGGAUUAGAGAUAAAGACAAUGAAUUACACUGGGAGCUGGUCAAAGAUGCUUCAGGAGGACAGUAUCUAACUGUCAUGCAACCAAAGGGAAAAUCUGGAAAAGUAGCUCGCUUAGUCCUUCCUCUUGGACAUCAAUCACACCCUGAAGAUCUUUGCCUAUCAUAUAGACAUUUUAUGUCAGGAGUAAAUGCUGGAAAACUACAAGUCUUUGUAAGAAGGUCUGGGGCACAUGGGCCUCCUGUAUGGGGCAGGAAUGGAAGUAAUGGUUGGGGAGAGACACACAUAACCCUGCCUGGGUCUGGAAUCAAAAGUAUAAUUUUCAAAGCAGAAAGAGGCAGAGAUCGAACGGGACAACUUGGCCUUGAUGAUGUCAGCUUAAAAAGAGGCCAGUGCACUAAAGCAUAA
Molecule: messenger RNA, 1539 nt
Organism: Staurois parvus
Lineage: Eukaryota; Metazoa; Chordata; Amphibia; Anura; Ranidae
Source: the annotation of a GenBank genome assembly